CAUCCGUGUUCGGGCGGGACAAGGAAAAAAUCGAAGAACGUGUUGUGUAUUUAAAACACAGACCUGCCUGCGCCUUCAUUAUCAUAUCUUAAGUUUGCACGGUAACAUGCCAGAAAAAUACCAGUUGCACCAAGCUGACCAUCAAAAUGGCUGAAGUCCCGGAACUAGACUUACACUUACUGGAGUGUCCAAUCUGUCUGGAGCGACUUCGGCAUCCUAAAACCUUACCCUGUCUCCACUCCCUCUGUCAGGAUUGCCUCGGGACCUACAUCACUAAGGAGUUGUCUGGUAAGAUGGCUUCGGCGACAUCCUUUCCGUGUCCAAUUUGUAGAGGGAUGGCCACGCCUGUCAAUCAAGCGGACACCAAGGAAAACUGGGCUAAACAGUUUCCAACUAAUGGUAUGAUCCAAGAACUUAUCAAGCUUAAGGAACAGUCGUCUGGACCACUGUAUUGCACACCAUGUCAAACAAAAGGAAAUCUGUCCAAUCCUGCCAAGUUCUGGUGCAAGAAAAUUGAAUCUGGUUUCUGUGAGACUUGUAAAGUUGACCACCACGAUAUCGUACAUAUUGGAUGUGAUAUAUUAGAUAUUACCAGGCACGACAGCAAUAGACCAAAACAGAACCCAGGUGUGCCUCACUGUGACCAACACGACGAGAAUAUGGUUUGGUACUGUGAGGAUCACAAGCUUCUCGGUUGUAACAUAUGCGUUUUAAAAGACCACAGACGUUGUGAAGCAGUGACAACAGCGACGGAAUACAUUCUGAAGCUAAAAGCAGGAUCACAACUGACAGAUAUGCAGGCACAACUGAAGAAAGAAGCAGAGGUCAUGAACUCUUUAGUGAAGGACUUCGACGAACAGCUCCGAGUCAUGGUAAAGAACCAGGAAAUCGCUCUACAGAGUAUUACAGAUCUACGCCAUAGGGUCAGCAAACGGCUUGACGAGCUUCAGAAGGACUACACAGACAACUUAAUAACGUUGUUCAAAGACGAAAAGGGGAAAUUAGACGACUCCUUACGGCAAUGCGAACGUCUGAAGAACAGUAUGCUUAAUACCCUUAAGUCGUCCAUCAAAGCUACAAACGGAAACGAUACCACUGAAACGAUAGUGUUGUAUCAGAGAGGACUGGCGGAAGUGGAGUCGUGUAAGGCCCUGGUCAUGGAUUUGAACGAAUCUUUCGCGUCCGUCAAUAUUCAGCAUCAGACCGAACCAGGACUUGCAACCUUUGGUAAUGACGUCAUUGGGGAUAUCGUCAUUAAGAAACCACCACGACGUUUUCCUGAGAGUUUUGGUUACCUACCUUCACAAAUGUCCGAGCGUCGCGUGAGAGAAGUACAACAGUUUGAUAUAAAAACUACAUCAGAUGAGGACGAUUGUGAUGCAGCUGGCGUUGUGUACCUUCCGUAUAAUCAAAUAAUAAUAAGUGAUCUCAAAAACGAAAAGCUGAAGCUGUUUACAGAUAAAGGACAGUACCUUGAUGAGUUGACCAUUAAAGGCACUCCUUGGGAUAUGUGUUUUGUGGACGACAAGACAGUGGCUGUAGCAGUUAGCAAUCCUGGUGGUGUCCAUGUCGUGAAAGUCGAAAACGCAAAACUAUCACUUUUUUCCGAGAUCUGUUUGGCAGAUGAUAAAGGCUGCCAGGGUAUAACCCAUAUCAGCGGAAGAUUUGUCGUUUCUACGUACACAGAAGAAGCUGACACAGAGGAAGCGGACACAGUAGAAGCUGAAGUGGACAGUGUGACAGAGGACGGCACAGAGCUGUACAGUGUGACACAGGACGGCAACGCUAACCUGUUACAUCAGUAUAGUGGCAAGUGUUAUUUCGUCUCACAUGACCCAAUAAAUGAAGACAUACUGGUCAGUUGUCACACUUACACUGAGGAUGAACCUGUGCUUUACAGACUGUCGGCUGACAAACAUAGCAAGAAUAUGAUGAAAGUCGGUCUCGUGAGUAAUGCUGCUGGCCUAAGCGUUGAUAGAGAGGGCAACGUCUACUUGUGUGGUUAUGGUACAAGCAACAUCGUGCAGAUGUCUAGAGACGGGAAACACGUCAGGGAACUGCUGACGUCAUCUGACGGAAUAAACCGUCCAUUUGCAAUAGCUGUUUGUGGUGACAUGUUUGUACUCACUAAGGAAGAUACUAAUUACGUCCGUUUGUUUCAGCUUUAUUAAGCUAACUACAACUCGUCUCAUUUAUGUACAGAUAUAUUCACGUAUCAGUAAUAUUAUGAAACUAUUCACGAUGAAACACUAUAUCAAAACCCAGGGCUUCUCGUUGAUUUUAUAAACAUAUUUUAUUGCCGAUAUAAUUAGUACAUGUAAUGGGAUUGGACACAAGUUGAACAACUUAUACGAAGCCAUUUCCCUACAAUUUUACUUUUAUUUUUAACAACAUUUCAAGAUGGCAAAACUACAUAUGAUUAACUACGUAUUAUAUAAUAGAUCCACUCAUGAACUGUUCCUUCGAGGAUUUAACCACCAGUCGCUCACACACGCACCCACAUAAGUGUGGACAUGAGAGAGAGAGAGAGAGAGAGAGAUUGGUCAGCUUUUCCUAUAUGUCACAAUCAAGAAGCUAACCGCGAGCAUAAUAUUUUGUUAUGACAUAUUUUAAGGGAUGCGGAGAAGCUACGUGCGUCGAGUACGGAACCAAUUAAUUUCGAAGAUGAUUCUGUAUUUAAAUUCCAGUAGAGUGACACGUUACCAAGGAUAGACUGUUCUGUUGUUUACCGUAUCAAUGGUUGGAAUAAUGUACGUAAAACCUAUAUUGAAGACUUUGUGAAUAUAUAGUGUUUUUAUCUAUAAACACCAGGCAUUAUGUGCUUAUAUAAUGAUUACAAAACAUUUUUUCAGUAUGGUUAAAUCAAAACUUCUUGCUAUGAACUUGUACACGGUUGUCACUUAAUUUCUUUGCUUGGUAUGUUUUGUACUAAUAUCCAGAAAUUGUAUAAUAUUGUCUUUGUUUGAAAUUUUGAUUACAUAAUACUAAAGCUGUUUGAAAAAUCACAUCUUGUACUGUAUCAGGUAAAUAAACAAAAAUCAUUUGUACAUCAUUUAUGCUUUGCUUUACAAGUACAUUUACUCUUAAUUGAUACUUUUGUAUUUUGUUUUGAACAUACGGUCAUCAGGUGAUUGGCUGUUUAAAUCGCGUAGUCCAUUCUUCGUGUCGCCUUUUCUC
Mizuhopecten yessoensis (Yesso scallop) is the source of this 3177-nucleotide messenger RNA. RefSeq lists its product as uncharacterized. NCBI's taxonomy places the organism in Eukaryota, Metazoa, Mollusca, Bivalvia, Pectinida, Pectinidae. The record is from RefSeq and is a predicted model, not a curated record. Gene Ontology annotation, cellular component: chromatin; nucleoplasm. Gene Ontology annotation, molecular function: ubiquitin-protein transferase activity. The transcript is spliced from 3 exons. Bases 147 to 2171 code for a protein of 674 amino acids. Gene Ontology annotation, biological process: positive regulation of DNA-templated transcription.